GCCUGCGUGGUUAGCACCAGUCACUCAGCAGCGGAGACCAGCGCCAGUGAGCAAAGAGCUGCCUCUGUAUUUAAGGCAUCACCUCCCUGAGCAAAACCUCUCCCUCCCAGCUCCUCCGCACAGCUGGGGAAGGCGAGGAAGAAGCUUCCUUCCUGGGCUGUGGGAAGAAGUUUCCUUCCCACUUCAUCCCUGAAAUAUGUUCCUCCCCUGGGUGUCUGUUCUUACACUACUUCCGAUUCUGGAAGGGGCUAAUGGAGAGUCAGUGACACAACCUGAUGACCGAGUGACUGUAUCCCAAGGGGAACCAGUGCUGCUGAAAUGCAUCUAUGACUAUGACACUUCCUACGGUACUCCUACGCUCUGGUGGUACGAGCAGCACCCAAAUGAAGCCCCUCGCCUCUUGCUGACACAAUAUGAAGCUUCCGAUGAGGAGGCGAGAAGGAGCCGGCGGGGGUUCUUCGCCACACCCGACAAUCAGGGGAAGACCUUCCACCUGAAGAAAAGCUCCAGCGAACUGCGCGACUCCGCCGUCUAUUACUGCGCCAUGAGCGACACAGUGAUUACACCCAGCAGGGUCGCUGCACAGAAACCCGCUGGGGGAAGAGGAGACGGCACUAAGGAGGUGUGGGUCAGAGCCCCAGAGGAACAGACUUUGCACAGCGCCAGUGGAGUCAGUGACUCCCACCCCGCGGGUGUGACUGUGCAGCGCUCCAAUGGGGUGAACGGGCCAGACCCCAGACUGCUGGGACUGGCUGAAGCUCAGUGGAAGCAAAUGAUCCAGUUCCUCAAAAUGCUUAAAACCAGCGAGGAAUUGCCCAGGAGUCAGCUGAGCUGCCCUGGUUCCUAUCAGCUGAGAUCCGAGCCCUUAAACUAGGAUAUUGGGGGUCUCUCAAAAACUGAAAUGUUCCACAUUCCUGGAGGAAACAGACUAUAAAUCUCGUCUAAUUUAUCAACAAUUUCUACCUCCCAUUACUGCCCUUGCGUCUGUUGUGUGAAGGUUUUGCUGGUUUCAGAAAUGCGGUGAUCCAGAAAUUGAAGUCAGGAAAGAUAGAAAUAUUGGAAUUACAGGUGUGGCCCAGACCAGACAUCCGUCUAGCACAGUAUUUGCUCUCUGACUGUAGUUACUACCAUCUACUUCAGAGGAAGGUGAAAGGCAU
This is a messenger RNA of Chrysemys picta bellii (western painted turtle), 1157 nucleotides long. The record is from RefSeq and is a predicted model, not a curated record. NCBI's taxonomy places the organism in Eukaryota, Metazoa, Chordata, Testudines, Emydidae.